Saprolegnia parasitica CBS 223.65 is the source of this 1701-nucleotide messenger RNA. RefSeq lists its product as hypothetical. The coding region runs from base 1 to 1701 and encodes 566 amino acids. The record is from RefSeq and is a predicted model, not a curated record. The transcript has 9 exons. NCBI's taxonomy places the organism in Eukaryota, Oomycota, Saprolegniomycetes, Saprolegniales, Saprolegniaceae.
AUGGCUCCGCGGGUCUGGGUUCGCAUGGAGCUCUUCGAGCACUUUGCUCUGCCAUUCGCGUCGCGCUGCUUGGCGCAGCUGACGCCAGCGAGCAUCAGCGCAGUCGUUGGCGCCUUGCACGCGCUCGAGCUCCCGCCGGCGCCAGCCUUGGGCACUGUCGCCCGACUAAUCCCGUCGGAACGGUACGACGCGUGGCAGCAGAUCGCGACCGAGGUCUUGCAAUGGAAGGAGCUCGAAUGCCGCUCGUUCUGGCUCGUCUUGACAACGGCCCACCGCCACAUCCGAGUGCCGAGCGAGGACGCGGAGGCUUACGACGCGUCAGUUCUCGUCGACGAAGACUACUAUGCGAAGGAAUCUGUCCCGCUCUUCAAGCUCGCCAUCUUUUUGUACCUCCACCUGGAGAAACCAUCGAAAGCCAAGCCCAAGACGGCCUUUAGCGCCGUGUGGCACCGCGACGAAGGCACACCGCCGCCGAGUACGCCCAACUCGCCAGGCCCUGCGUCGCCGCACACGAUCGGGCUCAAGGACCGGUCCGAGUCGGAAAUGCAGUACCUCCAUUUUAUCCGGGACCACCUCGACACGCUCAUUGUGCUCUUGUUCGACGUCCAGCGCGACGGCAACGUGUUUGCUGAUAUUCUUCUGCGCCCCGAGCAGCUCGACGUCGUCGGCUUCUUGCUCGCGGGCGGCGACUCGUUCGUGCAGCAGCAGUACUACCUGAGCACCAUUUACCCGAAAUGGGUCCACGGCGCCCAGUACACGAGCAAGCUCUCCAAGUGGCUCAAGAAAUACCUCACGCUCAAUGACGCUUUGUACCCACCCAUUGGGUUUGCAUUGACGCCGUCGAUGCACUUUCAGCUCCACGGGUCCUUUGAUUUGCAUGACGGCGGCGACAUGGACGACUCGGAAGGCGCGAUCCACCUCCAGCGCCCACUUGUGCUGAGCAACAUCGCCAAGUCGACGGUCAUCAAGCGCGCCGACGAGAUGACGCCGCGCUCGGACGUCACGAUCUUUGCCUGCCACGACGCGUUCAUUUACAUUUUGGGCCCCGUGCGAUAUCCUUUUCCAUACAUUGUCGUCUUGUAUAUCGUGCUCGUCCCCAACAACGGCGUGCUCUCGAUCGACCGCUGCGAGAGCGUCAAGGUCACGGGCGUCGCCGCACUGCUUCGCGUCCACAACUGCUUGGAUUCGGUCUUCAACGUCUAUACACCCCGACGGGGCCUCUUCUCGGGCGACAACCGCGGCCUCGUUGUUGGCCCGUACAACUGCACCUACCCGAUGCUCGAGCACCACUUGAGUACGAGUCAGUUUGCUUUUGUGCCGCACACCGCCGGCAUGUGGGACAAGCUUCUCAACCUCGCGUCGCCGGAAGACGCGACCGAGAAGGACGCCAUCGUGCUCCAAUCGCCAAGUCAGUUUCUCGACGUGUGCAUUCCCGUCAAGAUGGACCUUUCGGCGCCAGCAGUCAGCAAGGCGCCACCGUUGACGCUGCCGCCGCCGUUCGAGGCGGUCGUGCAGCAGCUCCACGCCAACGUCGAGAGUCUUCGCCUUCUCCUCGCCCAAGACGACCUCGAGAGCGCUGGCAAGCGCGCGUUGGAGCAAGCGGUCCAGGCCAAGUUCAAGGAGUGGCUCACGUCGUCGGGCCAUGCGCGCGAAGUGCUCGACCUUGUCCAGCUCGAGAAAGCGCGCGACCAAAGCACGUGA